AUGAUACUGGAAUGGUUAGUAAUAUUCAUAUCACGAAACCAGUUUUUUUUUUUUUUUUUCUUCUUGGUUCAAUGCUCAAUAACAAAUACAAAAGAAAACAAAACAAAAUUUCCUUACCUCAAAACACCAUUUAAACAACAACAUCAUCAUAUUGUGGACAUGUGGAAACCAACAAAGGAAACAAGCUUUAAAUCAAAAAUUUUAAGUUUUUAUGGCAACAAUUUGGAGACCUUCAAUUUUCUUAUGAAAAGUAGAGAUAAUUGGAUAGACCGUGUUCUUACUGUUAGUGAACAUAUAAUGAAAAAACAAGCGGACCAAGCAAAAAAGUUUCCCUUGAUUAGUAAUGACCAAUUAAACCUACAGGAUUUGACUUUAGAGCCAGAAACAGAUGAAUAUAUGAAAGAGAUAUUUAAGCAGGACAUAGUUCUUAAAGUAGAAGGGAAUAAUACGAGUGCAGAUGUGACGUUAUCCAGUGGAAAACCAAUUGAGUUAAAAAGUCACACCAAUAGGAAUGCCCUUGCAGUUGCAACUGGGGGUCAAAUAACCUCAAUGCAAUGGUUGCCACGAGAAGGAGAAUCUGAAGUGAGUUAUCUUGCCGUGUCCCUAUUUAAUAGCCCAGAUGGUGCAUGUGCACUUGACCCUGAGUUGAGUAUGUUUAACAAGUCCAAGAAUCGAACAAAGUCGUCGGCAAUUCAGAUAUGGAAAUAUGAUUUUGCAAAAAAUGAAUUAGUUCUUGAAAAUGUAUUGGUUGUAAGUGCACUUGGAGUGGGGAAUUUCCUUAAAUGGGCACCAAUUAACACCGAAGAAGGUGUUUUGGGAGUACUAAUGGGUGUUUUUACUGAUGGUUGUGUACAUGCUUUUAAAAUCACGGAUUCACUUCCGAAAUAUAGCACAGUAAAACAAUCGUCCUUAGAAUAUUCAAUCAAAGAUGGUAAACGAGAAACCAAGAUUACUACGUUUGACUUUGUUGGUUCAGAGAAAAUGCUUGUUGCAACAUCAGAUGGGUCUAUUGCAGAAUAUAUGCUCCCUUUCAAUUAUAAUGGAACUGAUUUGAACAUACCAAACUUCAAGACGGUCGUGAGUUGGAGUGCUAUUCAAUACCUCUUAUGUACUGACGACCAUUCAGGAAACAAAUUGUGUCUUGUUUAUACAGCAGCACAUCGAUGCAUGUCUUUUGUUUAUAACAAUUCCUUGCAAGAUGUAUAUGCGAUGAUACCAAGAAGUCAUAUACAACCAAGUUAUAAUUUUCCGAUGCAAAACUUAGUUAUAGCAAAUCAUCCAGAUCAAAGUCAAUUAUCAUCACCAAGAAUAAAUCAUUACACUGGAUCAUCGGUAGCAAGGACAGAUUUCUACUUCACAACGUGCAAAGUAUCAGAAGUACUUGGGCAUCCAUUUCUUUUAAGUGGAGGAGCCAAUGGUGAGAUUACCAUCCACAACUAUUUAAGAAAAUUCUUAAGCAGUAAAACGACUGCUGCUAAAGCAAUGCCUAUUAGACUUUGGAAGUUUGAUGCUAGAUCAGAGGGUAAAUUAGUAUUAAUAUCAGAUGUCUUUAUCGAGUCACAAGAGUCCCCAAUUCCUGCCGAGGCUACUAGAUUAGAAGGUUGUGUUACUUCCUUGGCUUGGAAUGAGAACGUAGUAGGUAGCUCAGCAUUUGCUGCUGGAAUUGCGGGUGGUGUGUUAUUAAUAGAAAGAUUAGAUCCAAAAUAUUUAUAG
Molecule: messenger RNA, 1713 nt
Organism: Candida tropicalis MYA-3404
Lineage: Eukaryota; Fungi; Ascomycota; Pichiomycetes; Serinales; Debaryomycetaceae
Product: transcription factor TFIIIC subunit
Exons: 1
Coding region: 1-1713 (570 amino acids)
Source: RefSeq, a predicted model, not a curated record